Ectocarpus siliculosus is the source of this 1879-nucleotide messenger RNA. The record is from the annotation of a GenBank genome assembly. Lineage: Eukaryota; Phaeophyceae; Ectocarpales; Ectocarpaceae.
AUGCCCAGGCCGGGCAACAGCAAGGGCAUGCUUUUCGGCGCCGAGUGGCCCGUGCUUCUGCUGCACGGCCUCAACAUCUUCCUCUGCCUGGGCAUCGCCGUGGCCAUCGUCUGGCGGUCCGAGGGCUCCCCCGUCUUCGGCUUCGCCUACCUCUUCACGGCCGUCAUCCUGUGGAUGAAGCUAAUCUCAUACGCCCACUGCAACCGCGACCUCCGCCUGGCCUGGCGAGAGAAGGCCCUCGCGGCCAAGAGAAAGGGGGCCGAUGGAGGGGGGGAAGGGGUGGGUGAGGGAGGGGACCCUGCGGCGGCGGCGGAGCGGUGGAGGGGGGGGGGCACCGGCGGGUGGAGCGUGGAGGGGUUCUCGGACGGAGGGCAGCAGCAGCAGCAGAGUCAACCCAGCAGACGAACGAACGGCGACGUCGACACGGCAACCAUUACUCACUACCCGGAAAACAUCGGCCUCCUGAGCCUGCUCUACUUCUGGUUUGCACCAACAUUAUGCUACCAGCCGGACUACCCCAGGUCCGCAGAGCGCCGUUACCGGUAUAUCCUGUCCCUCGUUGUGAGGCUCGUCAUCGUGGGGGGCGCCAUGAGCUUGAUCGCCGACCAGUACAUGCUGCCCACCGUGCACGAGUGGUACGACUCCGACCCCGCCGCCAACAUCCUGGUCUCGAUCGAGCGGCUGCUGACUCUCGCCGUCCCGAACACCUACGUCUGGCUGCUGGGUUUCUACGCCUUCUUCCACCUCACCCUCAACCUCUUGGCCGAGGUGUUGAGGUUCGGUGACCGACUCUUUUACCGGGACUGGUGGAACGCCAAUACCAUCGGGUCGUACUGGCGACUGUGGAACCUUCCGGUGCACUACUGGAUGAUUCGUCACAUUUACUUUCCUUCUCUGCGCGCGGGGCUGAGCAAGAGCAUGGCCUCGGGGCUGUGCUUCUUGCUCUCUGCGGUGCUCCACGAGCUCCUGGUCUCGGUGCCCUUUCACAUGGUGAAGUUUUACGCGUUCUUCGGCAUGAUCGGGAACGCUCCGUUGGUUCCGUUGACCAGCAUGCUGAACGAUACUUUUGGCGACGAUCAGCAGGCUGGGAACUGGCUCUUCUGGUUGCUUUUCUGCGUGGUGGGGCAGCCCAUGUCCCUGCUCUGCUACUACAGAGACUACUGCAGCCAGCACGAGUGCUCCAACCCGCUCAUGAGCUGACAAGCUUCCGCAAUCUACAGCAGCCUUGCGUGACGUGUCCAUCUCCGCGCGAGAGAAACGGUCGGCCGGGGUUGAGCCAGCGCGGCCUUGCACGUCGUCAACGGCUGACUAUUUUCUUGCCGCAGAUGCUCAACGUUGCUUGCGUUUCGGUGCUUUGUGCCUUGAGGUGGUCAUCCCGCCCGCCCCUUGCGUGCUGCGAGGUGCGCGGGCGCUUUGUUUUUUUUCUCGUGAGGUAUUCGCCGCUCUUUGGCGGCACUUUGUUUGCUCACGAGGUUAAAGUUAAUUUGUUGGUCCCGUUGUUCUGGUGCGAAGAACUGCGGCAGUUGUUGCUGAUCACGGGGUUUAUUUUUGUUGAUUCGGUUGGUUCUUGUGCGAAGAACAUGUCGCGCGAUAGGCGUGCGUGUGCUUGGUAUUCCUGAUAUUUUAUCACUUGUAAAGAUUGUUGUGGGGUGGGGUUUUGUCGUGCGAUAAGUCGCGCGAUUUCGUGUGUUAUGGAUUCCCGAGAGAUAACUGUGGUGAGGUAAGGCGAGGUCCGCCUUGCGGCGAGCCCGUGGCUUCACACCGGAGAUAGUUGCCGACACGUGCCAACGUCUCGCCCGUCCAUUGCGGGGGGGCAUGGGCGUUGUGGCUGCCAGGUUGGGGAAAGGCAAGGGGAGAUGGUCUCCCUUUUUUUCUCUGG